GAUAUGACGUCAUGGAAUUCCCAAGUACAGCUCAGGCAAUCUGCGAGUGGGGGCGGAGCAGUGGUAAACCAAUGAAAAAACUCCGUGUGAUUACAAUCGGUGAAGACUCCGCCCCUCACUUCCGCACAGAGCUUUCAGUGAAAACCACAAAGCAAAAGUCAGUGCACUACCCGCACGAAACAGGCCACCGAGAUUUACCUGCAGAGUAGAGCUACAGCAUGAAACUCAACCAGGAACAAAACACACACUCUUUUUCUAAAAUGAAUCAGUCUCAGUAAGCAAUAAUUAUAAUUAGUAUUACACUUAAUAAACUAUAAUAACCAUACAAGCUUUUAGCUUGUGAACAGCUUGGAGUUUUGAUUCGUUUGAUUCACGACAUCAAGGAAACAUUGUGUAGGCUGUGAUUUCAGGACUGACACUGAUGGUUUUAUAGUCACACUCGUCUAUAGAUUUAGAAAAAAUCCAUUUGCACAAAUUGCACAGUUCAGAGUGUUGAUUAUUCAGCUGGCUUUGGCUGUGUACGACAGCACUGUUCAAGACUUUCGUGCUCGCGAAUCGAUGAAUCGAUUCAACUGAUCGAUUCAUUUGAAAGAGUCGUUUAAAAAAGAGCAGAAUCGUCUGCUUCUGCAGCAGUGUGUGUGUGUGUGUGUGCGCGUUAUUUGUGUGUGUGUGUGUGUGUGAGUGUGUGUGUGUGAGUGAAGCUGCUGGUUUGUUAUAAACACGCUGAAACAAGCAGGCUACCUCUCAGUACUCAGUCUAUGAUUAAAGCAUCAGUGUGGAGUUUUUGCUGCUGGGGCCAAAUUCCUAAACAUUCCUAAACGCCAGCAUGGAUGGAUGGAUGGAUGGAUAAAAAGACUGGAAGUUAAAGCAGCUAGAGAUGAGACUGCGUUUUGGAUCCUAUAGGGGGUAAUAAGGGCAUUUUUUCUGCCCCGGAAAAUAAAAUCCAGGGGUCUUUUCAGAUGCAAUAAGGUUAAAACGAGUAUGUUGAAAGCUUUGAUUGGAAUUUGCACCCUUCAUCUCACAACUAUCUUUUUACUUUUUUGGGCCACUAUUGAUGAUGCUUGGUGGUUUACAAGGACCAUGUACACAGACCUGUGGGGGAGAUGGGUGAUGGAGAAAAAUGAUGAUGUCUGGAUAUACAUGGACAUACCAACAUCUUACAGAAAAGAUUACUUGCAGGCAGUGCAGGCCUUUGCAGUGUUGGCCUGCUUCUUUGCAGUCAUCUCCCUGUGUGUCUUCCUAUUUCAACUCCUUACACUGGGGAAAGGAAAGAGGUUCACAAUCUCUGGCGUUCUGCAGCUUAUGUCAUGCUUCUGUAUUAUGGUGGCCCUAUCUGUCUACACGGAUCACUUCCACAGAGGAGAGAAGGAUGGCUGGUAUGGCUGGUCGUAUAUCAUGGCUUGGUUCGGCUGGCUGCUCGCGCUAAUCAACGGCGCCAUCUAUGUAAUCCUGCGCAAGAGGGUGGAUUAAAUCAGGAAACUAUAUAAAAUAUAACAAUGAAAGCUAGUAAGGGCUAGUUAGCAAGAGUGAUCAUGCUGAUAGAUUCUUGUGAUUUUCAACUGCUGUUAGUCUAAUUAUCCUUUUGGAAUAAGAAUUCCUUUUGGUGUAGUUCCAGACCAAAAAGAUUUUUUAACAGAGAAUUUGAAUUGCCAGAAAAGAUAAAGACCAGUUUGAAAAAAAUACUUCAAGCCAUGAUGUGCUUGAGAUCUUCAGAUCAUCAAAUUGUCCAAAGAUUAUAUUAUAUACUGUAUAAAUUAUGCGUCACUGUACCCAAAACCCCAUGCCCAUGUGCUAUACUGGAUAAACUGAGGUUCUUUAGAUUGGGAGAGUGAUUGAGAUGCAGGAAUUUAAUAAGAAGUUUAUGAAAGAAAAGGUGUGAAAAAAAAAAAAAAAAAUAUAUAUAUAUAUAUAUAUAUAUAUAUAUAUAUAUAUAGUCACAGGUGUGUAAAUAUAUAAUAUAAAGUCAAAGUAUAUAGACACUGUAAAAAUAUAGUUUUGAAAGAAUACUGAUAAAAAAACAAUUCAAAGAACAUCUGUUCAGAUCCACUGAUUAUUUAUAUCAUUUUUGAUUAUUUUGUCUUGGCAUUUUACUUUUCUCAUUUUUAAUGUACUAUGGUUUCCUUUAAUUGCCAACAUAUCACUGCACAAGUCUGGGAUCACGACCAGUAGAAUUAUAAGAUUCGUCUAUAUCCAUUUAUAGUCUGGUGCUGUAACAUUUUGUAUCUUAACUAGAAAAUGCAGUAAAGUAUCUGCAUUCAUUAAACCAUACAGAAGGAAACAUGUCAUCUCAGAUGAUAAAGGACUGGUGUGUCUUUUACUGGUGUGGCUCUAAAGUCACUGUACAUGUUUUUAAGAGAACUGAUGUUAUGUUAUUAGACAGUAAAUCCUGGCUAUUGGAAGGAAGUAGCAUUCAGUUUAAGUGGGAAAUGAUUAGUGGGGAAUGGGAGAAUUACAUUAAUGCUUACUGAUACUCCAGUAAAGGAAUAUACGAGGAAUAUAAUUUACUACAGGAGGUGAUUAGACGAGUCAUGGAUGAAUGUGUCUGGGAUCAGUGUACAUUGUGGUUUAUGACAUGUCAUGUAGAAAAAGUUUGAUGAUGUAGAAAAUGUAAAUAAAGACAUUUCAGUAAUCACACAAACUUCAAAA
Messenger RNA from Pangasianodon hypophthalmus (striped catfish), 2646 nucleotides. It is a transcript of the gene emp1a, whose product is annotated as epithelial membrane protein 1. The record is from RefSeq and is a predicted model, not a curated record. The transcript is spliced from 5 exons. Lineage: Eukaryota; Metazoa; Chordata; Actinopteri; Siluriformes; Pangasiidae. Bases 982 to 1470 code for a protein of 162 amino acids. Gene Ontology annotation, cellular component: plasma membrane.